GUGUUACGUCACGGUAAGCGGAAGUCGCGGCUGCUGUUUUGAAAUCUGGCAGCCCGGGUCUUCCCAGCUCCCGCUCGCGCCGAGCCCCUCACCCCUGACACCUACUCUCCGGCCCCUGCCGGCCUGAGACCGCAGCCGCGCCAUGUCCACCCCUCCGUUGGCGGCGUCGGGGAUGGCGCCCGGGCCCUUCGCCGGGCCCCAGGCUCAGCAGGCCGCCCGGGAGGUCAACACAGCAUCGCUGUGCCGGAUCGGGCAGGAGACUGUCCAGGACAUCGUGUACCGCACCAUGGAGAUCUUUCAGCUGCUGAGGAACAUGCAGCUGCCAAAUGGUGUCACUUACCAUACUGGAACAUAUCAAGACCGGUUAACAAAGCUACAGGAUCAUCUUCGCCAACUUUCUAUUCUCUUCAGGAAGCCGGCUCUCCCUCCAACUGCCUUCGGCAAAGCAACACUCAAGUUUCCUCAUCCUCGAGGUGGAGUUUCAAAAACUCAGUUAAAUGCAUCGCUGCUGCCAUUUCCUCUGUCGGCAAAGCCCUAA
Propithecus coquereli (Coquerel's sifaka) is the source of this 538-nucleotide messenger RNA. RefSeq names its product mediator complex subunit 30 (gene MED30). Gene Ontology annotation, molecular function: transcription coregulator activity. The coding region runs from base 143 to 538 and encodes 131 amino acids. The transcript has 3 exons. Gene Ontology annotation, biological process: positive regulation of DNA-templated transcription. Gene Ontology annotation, cellular component: mediator complex. Lineage: Eukaryota; Metazoa; Chordata; Mammalia; Primates; Indriidae. The record is from RefSeq and is a predicted model, not a curated record.